CCUCCAGGGCAGAUGGGACACCCAGGUCUGGAUGGGCCGAGGGGACCAAAAGGCAGCGCAGGUGAACCUGGUGCUGAGGGACUGCAAGGCCAGAGGGGCCGGGAGGGACCGAUGGGUCCCAGAGGAGAAGCUGGAGCUCCAGGAUUUGGAGAAAAGGGAGAUAAAGGAUCUCAAGGAGAACCAGGACGUCCCGGUCCUGCUGGCGCUCCUGGACCUGUGGGGCCUAAAGGUGCCAUAGGAGAGCAGGGCACCUCUGGAAGUCCUGGUGCUCCUGGUCCAAAAGGUUUCCAGGGUGAAGCUGGAGCUCCAGGAGCAAAAGGUGACCGAGGAACUGCAGGGCUGCCAGGAAGCAAAGGAGACCUUGGAGAAAGAGGACCACGUGGAUCUGCAGGUGAGGCAGGUUCAGUGGGACUUCCUGGUGUGAGAGGACCACCUGGGCUUCCUGGAGAUGCUGGUCCUCCAGGUAUUGCAGGAAAUCCAGGACCCCCAGGUGGUAAAGGUGAACCUGGAUCUCCUGGUAAAGUCAUCAGUGCAGUUGGUUCUGAUACUUUGGCCAUCCCUGGACCUCCAGGACCAGCCGGGCCUCCAGGUCCAGCUGGUCCUCCUGGUCUGUCUGGUCCCAUUGGUCCUGCUGGUGUCCCAGGACAACCAGGUGAAGCUCAACAGGGUCCUCCAGGACGCCGAGGUCCAGCUGGAGAGCCAGGUGUUGGUAAACCUGGACCUCCAGGAGAGAAAGGAGAACCUGGCAGCUUUGUGCCGACAUCAGAAACCUUCUUUGCUGGACCACCAGGACCACCAGGACCUCCAGGCACACAGGGUUCACCAGGUGAUCGGGGACCACAAGGAUACGUAGGUGAACCAGGAAAACCAGGUCUUCCAGGAAGUCCAGGGGAUGAAGGUGUUGGUUUCCCGGGUCGGCCUGGACCCAGAGGACCUCCAGGUCCAGAGGGUCCACCAGGGCCUGUGGGACCACAAGGAGCUCGAGGUGAAGCAGGAGGUCCUGGUUCUCCAGGAGUCCCAGGAGCCUCUGCUGACAGUUCUUAUGGUCCUGCCUCCCUGGGCCCGCCUGGACCACCUGGUCCCCCUGGUCCCCCUGGAAGAGAUGGAAGCGGCUCCGGAUCCACAGUUGUGGGCCGGUACAUCGCAGAGUAUCUUCAGAGUGAUGGAAUCAGACAGUACCUGGCUGGACCUCCUGGACCUCCGGGUCCUCCAGGGGUCCCUGGUACACCUGGGGCUGCAGGGGAUGGUCUGGUGAAUGAUGUGGCUAACCGAGUCCUCGCUUACCUUCAAAGUUCAAGCCAAGGAUAUGAUGGGAGUCCUGGGCCUCCUGGUCCUCCAGGUCCGCCUGGUUCCAUCUCUGUCAAGGAUAUUGUCGACCUGUUACAGCGAGAAGAUAUCAGGAGAUACAUUGGUGGUCCACCUGGACCACCAGGACCUCGUGGAGCUCCAGGCGGCCAUGGAGGCUACGCCUUUAGCACCCAGGAAGUUGCUGAGCGUGUUUUCUCUCUAAUGAAUGAGAGGGGAGCAGCAGGUAUACCUGGACCUCCUGGACCUCCUGGACCUCCUGGACCUGCUGGACCUCCUGGUGCUCCUGGAUGUGCCGUAUCAGGACCAAUGGAACCAGACAGACCAGGAAGACCAGCUGGGCCUCCAGGUCCAGGAUGUCCAGGGAUGGCCAAACUAUCAGAACCAACUCGAACCAAAAGAAGAGACAGAAAUCAACUGUGGUUUAAAAAGAUAACAAAACUGUGAUCUUCUAUGUAUAAUAGGCACAGGUGUUGCUCUUACCUGCACUGAUGACUUUACCAGGAGAUCCAGGUUCACCUGAAAGACAAUUGUAUGUUGGAUUUCACAAUGAAAAACAUAUGGAUAUGAACUGUUAUACUGGGCUCUGAAGAACAUCAUUAUUAUGCUGUAUAUUUGACAGAUUUUCUAUUUUCUGACAGUCCUUGAACUACUCAUCAGUGAUAUUCUGUUCCAUCAUGAAAUGUACCUAGCUCUAAGUUUACAAUCAUAUCUCAUCAAAAUCACAUCUUUUCACAUGUAUCACUUAUUUUGUCAGAAAAUACCAUAUAUAUGAGGGGUCGUACAAGACUUAAUUCAUUCUCAUCCUCUCACACACAUUUCUCUCAUACUCACAUCCAUUCUCUUUUCACAAACAUAUAUUCUCCUCUCACACACAUAUAUUUUCACUCUCUUACACACAUACAUUCUCCUCUCACACACUCAUAUUUUCACUCUAACGCACACACACAAUCUCCUUUCACACACAUAUAUUUUCACUCUCUCACACACAUGAGUCAUUCCAUGUCAAUUCAACAAAUGCUUGUUGCACCACUUUCUCAGAUCCUCCCAAAAAAUUUUUUGGGCUUUAUUUGGGUAAUUUUAUGAACAAAUGCAAAGUAUUAUGGUUAUAAACAUACAGUAUAAGCAGUAAUGAUCUAAUCUAAUACCCAUAGUCAGUCCAAACUUAAUCCUCGCCUAUGAUUUUAGGGUUUUAAACUACUAAAAAAAGCAAUUUAUACUCCUUUUACAUGGUCAGAAUUUUUUCCCCUUCCAAAACUUUUACCCUUCUGGUGAGAAAAG
This is a messenger RNA of Acanthochromis polyacanthus (spiny chromis), 2586 nucleotides long. RefSeq names its product collagen alpha-1(XVII) chain-like. NCBI's taxonomy places the organism in Eukaryota, Metazoa, Chordata, Actinopteri, Pomacentridae. The transcript is spliced from 23 exons. The coding region runs from base 13 to 1752 and encodes 579 amino acids. The record is from RefSeq and is a predicted model, not a curated record.